Centruroides sculpturatus (bark scorpion) is the source of this 1789-nucleotide messenger RNA. RefSeq lists its product as uncharacterized. NCBI's taxonomy places the organism in Eukaryota, Metazoa, Arthropoda, Arachnida, Scorpiones, Buthidae. Gene Ontology annotation, molecular function: zinc ion binding; nucleic acid binding. The coding region runs from base 703 to 1758 and encodes 351 amino acids. The record is from RefSeq and is a predicted model, not a curated record. The transcript has a single exon.
GAGCUGGGUCUAUCUGAGUUAAAGUAUUUUAAUUUCAAUAUAUUGUUUUAGAUACACUAAAACAAACUUUUGAGAAUGUUGUUAUUGUGAAAAUGGAAUAAAAUUUUUAUAUUUUUCUAAAGAUUUUGUGGUCUUAAUAAUUUGCUAAAUACUCCAAAUAAUUACACACCCUCUCCUCUUGGCUCCCUCUUGCCAGGAACCCGGGGACAUGUCCAUUCUGCCUCCUAUUUGUGCUCCUGCUUUUAAAUAUCUUUAGUAUAUAGUAAUUAGAAAAUUAUAUACUACUAAACCAGAGAUAUCAUCUAGUUUAAAAACUCCCAUCUUCUGAAUCUCUGUAGUAUUGUUUUGUAGCAGUUUCGUGGAACUUCUCCCACCCUGUAGUAAAUCACCCAAAACGUGUGAACCCUUGGUCAGGUGUCGGGGUGACAUAACGUACACCCAUUAUGUAAACACAUUGUCCAUCUGGUGACCACUUGCUCUGCUGCCUUCGAACUGAUCAGAUGUGAAAAUAAAGAUCUUUUUGUUACCGUUAAUCUUAUAUGUGUAAGUCAUUUUAUAUUCUCCCAACAAUCGGUUAUGGGCCCAGGAAACCCAGGAAACUCAAAAAACGCAGAAAACGCUUAAGGAAUAACUCACCCAAGUGAUCUAAGUUUUUCGACUAAGGCUUCCGAAGAAGAAAGGUACUGAGACAACAAAAGAAAGAUGGCCGAGAAAGCAAAAGGACUGAGCUCGAUACCCAAGUUAAAUGGAUCGAACUACCUAAUAUGGAAAUACGUAAUAAAGAAUGUGUUGGAAGGCCAAGAUCUGAUGCACGUACUCGAAAGACCCAAACCAGAAAUUCCUGGAGAAACAGCCGCUCCGGAAGAUAAGGCAGCCUAUGACACAUGGAGAAAGAAAAACAGCGAAGCUCUUAGAAUCAUCACAUGCACAAUGGAAGAACAUGAGGUUAGUCUAAUUUUGAAUCUAAACGUUGCACGCGAUGUUUGGGAAGACAUAGAACGGAGAUACGAAGGUCGAUUAGACACGAAGCGAAAAAUGUGUCAAUCAAAGCUCUCGAAAUUAAAAAUGGAGAAAGACGAAAAUUGGAAGGAAUAUAUCAGAAGGGCUCGUGAACUAAAUGAAGAAGCCAAAAUGGUAAAUUUAGGAAUGGAAGAAACGGAAUUGAUAACUUUAAUAACCGACGGACUGCCCCCUAAAUACCAUGAUAUCGCUCGAAAACUCGAAAGCAUAAAGGACGCGACGAUGAACGAUCUAGAGUAUGCCUUCCAAAAGGAAGAAGACAGAGCAAGCACCUCCCGAUACAACGAACGCGAAUCGGCUUUUCGUUCAAGAUCCCAAAAGGGCAAAUACGUAAAAGAGAAAGGAUGUUUCACUUGUGGAAAAUUCGGACACAAAUCCUCAGCAUGCUGGUAUAAUCCAGAAAACUCGCAGAAAUAUGAACAGAAGAACGACCGAUAUCGCAACCGCACGCAUGACGUCGGAGCAAAAACUAGAAGAGAAAAAUCAGAAACCAAAGUCAGAUACGUCGAUGCUAAGCCUCCGGAAAGAGCUUGGUUCACGCGAGACAAAGGAGCUAACAAAGAAGAAGAAUGGGUUAUCGACUCCGCUGCUACGUCACAUAUGACAUCAAAUAAAAACUGGAUAAAAGAUAUGAACCCAGAUACAAGAAGUAUUCGAGUAGCCAGUAAAGACCACAUAUAUGUCAAUGGAAAAGGAACGGUGAUGGAAGACAAUAUGCUCAUAAUAUUAAAAGACUAAAGAUUAUAUGUUCUAAAGCUGAAUGGACAUC